Alternaria burnsii is the source of this 2490-nucleotide messenger RNA. Its product is annotated as alcohol oxidase. NCBI's taxonomy places the organism in Eukaryota, Fungi, Ascomycota, Dothideomycetes, Pleosporales, Pleosporaceae. The transcript has 7 exons. The record is from RefSeq and is a predicted model, not a curated record. The annotation marks the transcript as partial. Gene Ontology annotation, molecular function: flavin adenine dinucleotide binding; oxidoreductase activity, acting on CH-OH group of donors.
ACGCCUCCAAAAUGUAUCAUCAAAGUUGAUGUGUUCUCCAUCAUGAAAAUCCCUGCAAUUCCACUGCUCGGUCUGCUUUCCACUCUAACUUCAACCUCUCCUCUUCACCAUGCUUCUUGUGUUUCACCACAUUCUAUCUCCAAUUCCUCAAACACAUACGAUUACAUCGUCACGGGUAGCGACCCGGGCGGCGGCACUAUCGCUUCAAAUCUAGCUCGCGCUGGCUACUCUGUUCUGCUGAUUGAAGCCGGAUCUGAUGCUUCAUCCGACAUCCGUACUCAGGUACUUGCUUUGAAUGACUUCUCGAACGCGAAUGUAGCCUGGCAUUUUUUUGUGAAGCACGGUGAUGAUGAAGAGAGGCUGAAAAGGUAUAAUUUGUUGGUUUGGAGAUUGGAGAAUGGGGAGUAUUGGGUUGGGAAAGAUCCCAGUGCUGAAGGACACGUAAAUGCUGAGAGGUUGGGUAUUUUCUACCCAAGGGGUGCUACGCUGGGUGGAAGUGCAAUAAUCAAUGCCGCCGCGACAUUCCUGCCGAGUGAUAGCGACUGGGAUUUUUUUGACAAAGGAAUUGAAGAUGGUGUUUGGAGCGCCAAACUGAUGCGUGAAUACUUUGAGAAGAUUGAGCACAACAACUACCUUGACAAAGACACUCCCGGCCACGGCUUCACAGGCUGGCUGCAGACCAAUAUUGCCGAUCGUGCCACUCAUGCAGCUUCAACACUUCGCUUCAAGGUCUUCGAAGCAUGCUUGAGAUUGGUGGGAAAGGAUCCAGAAAAGGUUUUGGACUAUCUCACUAGCGACGGUAACUACCUGGAUCCAAUGCGUGACCAGUCAGAGGGUUUAUGGUCACUGCCUUAUCACGUUACACCGAACUGGAGGCGCUUCAGUCCACGCCAUCGUGUUCUGGAAACGCGUAAUCUGACGAAUGCGACGCUGCAUCUCCAACUCGAGUCUUUGACCACGAAGGUGCUGUUCGAUAGCUGCAGUGGUAAUGAUACGAAGCCGCGAGCAGUUGGAGUCGAAUAUCUUCAAGGCAAGUCGGUAUACAAGGCCGAUCCGCGCCGCAACGCUUCCAGCACAGGCACUCUACAUCAAGCUUUCGCUCGAAAAGAGGUCAUUGUGUCUGGCGGUACCUUCAACUCCCCGCAGAUUCUGCAACUCUCUGGCAUCGGGCCCAAAGCCCUCCUCGAUAAAUAUGAUAUUCCCGUAGUCUCUGACUUACCAGGAGUGGGACGCAAUCUCCAGGACAAUUACGAGAUACCCGUCUACGGAAACGCUCAGGUCAGCUUGGCGGCAGCGCCUGAUCCCGAUGCUCCACAAUGUACAUACGGUGCUCCAGGCGAUCAUAAGUCAUGUCUUGAUGUUUGGUACAAGGGGGAAGGGCCCUACUCGCGAGGUGACUCAAACUCAAACGCCUUCCUCAUCAAGACGCCCCACGCAGUCGAAGGCGAAAGAGAUGUGCUUAUGUUCGCCGGCACAGGCAGAGCUUUCGCCGGUUUCAUGCCCACGGAAUUUUUCAACCGUACAUCCUAUCCUCCCUCCACGUUCUCCUGGUCAACAGUUAAAAUCCACCCCCAAAAUACCGCCGGCUACGUACAGAUCCAGUCAGCAAACGCAAUCGAUACACCAGAAGUGAAUCUGAACUAUUUUGCCGAGGGUGCAGAGACAGAUCUCAAUGCCAUGCUCGACACAGUUGCUUUUGCGCGUAGAGCCUUUGCUUCUACCGAAGCACCAGUUGGUCCUGUAAUCUCUGUUUCUCCACCUUGCCCACCUGGAGACAUUCUUGACACAGGCUAUUGUCGAGACACGCAAAUUGACAAAGACUGGAUACAAGACCAGGCUUUCAGUCACCACCCUACAAGCACGAAUAAGGUUGGGCCAGACUCUGAUCCUUUGGCUGUACUAGAUACGAGGUUGAGACCCGCUGGCCAAAACUUGCCCGCCAACCAGUUCCACUCCAGCACAGUACACGAAACGCUCAGAGCGAUACAACCCUCAAACAGUCCGGUACCCAUAAUCGAAAGCCACAACAUGAAGCUCCUCACCUUGAACUUCCUCACCUGCGCCAUAAAAACCUGCAAAACAAACCCCGCAUCCUUCCCCCUACACCCGCGCGACGCCGAACUCGAAAUCGUAGAAGCAGACGUCAACCUAGCCUUUCUCAAAAACAUCUUGCCGAGGUUGAUGUGGAAUGAGUUGAGGGGAAUAUGCAGUGAGCUCGGUCUCCCUGAACUUCCACCAACAGCACCCACACCCGCCGACCUUGUCGAGCCUUCUUCUACCUCUGCCUCUGCGUUAGAUACCACGGAGGCGACACCGGCAACAGCAACUGAACAAGUAGAAGAGGAGCCUAGCCAGACAGCGAAGGAUCUACAUAGGAUAUUACUCGAGACAUGUAUACAAGAGGGCAAGCUAGUAUGUGGAGCAUGUGAGCAUGAGUAUGCGGUCAAGGAGGGCGUCGCGAACUUCCUGUUACCGGGACACCUGGUGUGA